Molecule: messenger RNA, 1877 nt
Organism: Bactrocera dorsalis (oriental fruit fly)
Lineage: Eukaryota; Metazoa; Arthropoda; Insecta; Diptera; Tephritidae
Product: putative nuclease HARBI1
Exons: 4
Coding region: 847-1740 (297 amino acids)
Source: RefSeq, a predicted model, not a curated record
CACAAGGAAAUUUAUCGCAGGAAAAUUUCUUGACCGUUUCUUAAGCGUUUUUUCAUAUGAAGUUUUUACAUUACUUGAGAGCUGGAUACUAAGCUUAAGAGAUGAAUUAAGGGGCUAUACCAUUAUAAAAAUUAACCGAUUUUCGUGAUUUUUUUUUUUAAAGAAAGUACUAGAUUGAAUGUUUCAGCGUUCUAUGGACGUAAUAAAGUAUAUUUUUAGCUAUAUUAAAAUUUUUUUUUACAAAAAUAUUGAAUAUUGAAAUAACGUCUGCGGAAGUGCCGAAAAAAGUGCCUCAACUGCUGGCAUGAUUCCGGUUGAAUGAGUAGCUGAAACAAAAAUAUUCAAAAUGUUUAUUAAACCUAAAAACAUUUUCUAUACUAUGAACUACGAUCUUGAAAAAUAUCAAAAAUUAAGAAAAUGGCGUAAUUUUGAAAAAAAAAAUCGUUUUUUUACGAAAAAAAAUGGACGUUUUUUUAAUGCCAAAUUGACAAUUUCCAACCUAUCAAAAAGACGUAGUCCAUUAGCAAAUGUAUUCAACUAUACCUAGUUUUAAUUUGAAGUCGAUCGGUCAACUUCUCGUUGAGUUAUGACGUCAGCAAUUUUGAAAAAUGUCGUUUCGAGAAAAACGCGUUUAAGGCGGGUAUUGUCACUUGCGAAGCGAAUUUAUUUGGCGAAGCGAACGCUUUAGCGAACAUACCCCAAUUUUGCAUUGUGAAUGGCGAAUGAACGUAUUCGCUAAAAUACGUCGUUGCCAUUCAUGAAAAAAGUAGUGCGUUCAUCCGAAUUUGACAUUUGUGCCAUUUAUACUUAAAAAUUUUUUUAUUAUAUCAACUGAAAUUUGAAAAUAUGUUUAAUAACGCGGAUCUGUAUUUUGAAGAUAAUUACGAUGUGGAAACGCGAACUAAUCUUCUUCGACAGCGCCGUUUUAUUAGAGAUAAUUCUAAUCCUACAGAGCUACCUAACACAGUAUUCGUUGCGAAUUUCCGCUUGAACAAGGACGCAUUUAUGUAUGUGCUGGAUAAAAUCAAAGACAAAUUUCAUUGUCGGAUGUCGUCUUCCAUAACGCCCAUGUUAAAAUUGUGUGCCGCACUCAGAUUUUUUGCACAUGGCAGUUACCAACAAGCUAUAGGGAAUGAAUUUCAGUUGGGACUUGCUCAACCAACAGUUUCCCUUAUUUUAAAAGAGAUCAUACCCAUUUUGGAAAAUGAAAUUUGUCGUACCCAUAUAAGCGUAGAUAUGAGUGAAGAAGAAAAGCAGCAGGCAAGGAGCAAAUUUUAUUCAAGAUCGGGAAUACCAAAUGUAAUAGGCUGCAUCGAUGGAACCCAUAUCGCGAUUUAUGCUCCUACCACAAACAAACACCUCUAUCUAAACAGAAAAGGAUUUUUUAGCAUAAAUGCAAUGAUUGCUUGUGAUCAUGAUAUGAAUAUCCGUUUUGUGGAUGCUAGAUACGCUCGUUGUACACACGAUUCGUUCGUAUGGAACAAUAGUUCUCUAAAGGCAUGUUUAGAGGCAGCGCAUCAAAAUGGAGAUCAGAACUCUAUUUAUUUAGGUGACUCCGGAUACCCACUAAGCCCUUAUUUAUUAACACCUUUCCGUCAUGCAGAAUCUGGAACUAGGGAGCCAAUUUUUAAUAAGAAGCACGCGAAAGCGAGAAAUGUUGUUGAACGUACGAUUGGAGUUUUGAAAUGCCGUUUCAAAUGUCUUCUGAGUGAUAGAAAAAAUGCGCUACGAUCCUGCUAAAGUAACAUCCGUUAUUAAUAUAUGCUGCGCCUUGCACAACAUUUGUAAAAAAUUUAGAAUCGGUGAUCCGGAGGAGGCUGAAACCUUCUUUGAUGCCGUUGUACCAUUGGAACCAAUUAAUGAAAAUGGCAAUGGUU